AUGGCAUAUUUUCAGCAGUUGGAUAUGUUGUACAUCGGAGCGCGUGGAAUAUUUGUGUCUCGGGCAGUCGUGGCAGAGGUGGUGCGUGUUUUGCUUGAUAAACAGAUGCGUCAUCUUCUCUGUCGCGCCCAUCAAGCCCGGCACUACAGCACCGAGUUGGCGAAAGUGCGGGUCAUGACAAUGGCCAAGAAGGUCAAUUUACAUAUGCGCAAGAAGGCCAUUCGUGGCACUCGUGUCCCUGCGCCUUCUGGCCAUGUUGAGGUGCAGGUUCCCGUGGUUCAUCCUCGGACUCCCGUCACCUGCGGGCCAGGCAGGAGAUGA
This is a messenger RNA of Aspergillus glaucus CBS 516.65, 321 nucleotides long. RefSeq lists its product as uncharacterized. Lineage: Eukaryota; Fungi; Ascomycota; Eurotiomycetes; Eurotiales; Aspergillaceae. The transcript is spliced from 2 exons. The coding region runs from base 1 to 321 and encodes 106 amino acids. The record is from RefSeq and is a predicted model, not a curated record.